AUGGCCGAGAUUAAAAGCCCUCCCGUGGCAGACGUUGGCAAGAAUGUCAUGGCCGGCGACGAAGAGAUCAACCAGGAAGUGGGCGAUCGAUAUGAAGUGUCUGGAGCCCCCCGUGUCGACCACGGCUACCGUCGUGCCCUCUCGUCUCGCCAGAUCAUGAUGAUGGCGUUCGGAGGUGGUAUUGGGACGGGACUGUGGGUUGGGAUGGGCACGGCCCUGGCCAGAGCUGGCCCUGCGGGUGCGGCCAUUUGUUACACCGUCAUGGUCUAUAUAAUCUACACCAUGUACAUGUGCAUCGGCGAGAUGACCUCCUACAAGCCCAUCAAUGGUGGCUUUGUCCGUCAGACAGAAGACUACACCGACAAGGCGCUGGCAUUUGCGCAGGGGCUCGGAUUCUGGUACAACUGGGUGCUAGUGGUUCCUGCGGAGGUGACCGCCGCCAUAUCAGUCAUCUCGUACUGGCCCAACGAUGUCCCCGUGGCAGCGUGGGUUACGAUCCUCAUUGUGCUCAUGAUCCUGGUAAACCUGUUCAACGUCCGCUGGUAUGGUGAAUUCGAAUUUUGGCUGUCUUUGUGCAAGGUCGUCGCAAUCACUGCCGUCCUUAUCUUCCUGUUUGUCAUGACAUCUGGAGGCUUCCCUGGGACCCAUGGCCCGAUUGAGUUCAGAUAUUGGUCCAAUGGUCACGCAUUCAAGAAUGGCGUCAAGGGUCUUAGUCAGGCCUUCAUCCAGGCUGGCUUCAGUAUCGGCGGAGGUGAGAUCAUUGCCGUUUGCGCUGGUGAGGCCGCGAACCCCCGGAAAGCAGUUCGAAAGGCAGUACUGCCUUUGUUCUGGCGAAUGGCCACGUUCUUCGUCGGCGGCGUCUGGUUGAUUGGCAUGUGUGUAUCGCCUGACAAUCCACAACUCUUGACGGGAUCCGGAACCAUGAAAAGCCCAUUUGUGAUCGCCAUUCUGGAGGCCGGAUAUCCCUGGCUUGCAGACCUGCUUAACGCUUUCAUCCUUCUCACAGUUGUCAGUUGUGGCAUCACCAGUAUCUACAUCGCCAGUCGGACCCUUGCGGACUGCGCCGAAAUGGGCCUGGUGCACAAGUUUUUCGCCAAAAAGGAUUCCAGAGGUAGACCAUUACCUUCUCUGAUAAUAUCCAGCCUCCUCUCCAUGGGCCUCUGCUACUUGAACUGUAGCAACACUGGUAUCGUGGUCUAUGACUGGUUUUCGUCAUUGGUUGGUAUUCAGGGAUUCCUGAUGGAGGCCAUCAUUUUCGUCUCGCACAUCUGCUUCCGACGUGGGUUGAAGGCGCAGGGAAUUGAUCACAGAACUUUGCCGUUCCACGCUCCAUUCGCGCCUUGGAAUCAAUACAUCUGCCUCUUACUCUUGCUCGUGGUCAUGAUCGCCGAAUUCUAUCUUGCCUUGUAUCCAUUUGGCGAAAAGGGCCCGUCCGCGGAGAACUUCUGGCUGUCAUACCUGACUCUGCCACUCUAUGUAGUGGUAUACUUCGGCUAUAAGUUGUGGUAUAAAACAAAAUGGAUCUCUCCCAGCCAAAUGGAUUUUUCCGCGGCAAGAUACUGGGACGAGGAAGAUCGUCGGAUUGCGGAGGAAAAGGCUAAUAACCCGCACUUGAGAAAAAGAAAGAUUUACAAGAGAAUCAUUCCGGCGCUGGUUGGCGAAGGUAAAUAG
Exophiala oligosperma is the source of this 1671-nucleotide messenger RNA. RefSeq lists its product as uncharacterized. The record is from RefSeq and is a predicted model, not a curated record. Gene Ontology annotation, molecular function: amino acid transmembrane transporter activity. The transcript is spliced from 6 exons. The coding region runs from base 1 to 1671 and encodes 556 amino acids. Gene Ontology annotation, biological process: amino acid transmembrane transport. Gene Ontology annotation, cellular component: membrane. Lineage: Eukaryota; Fungi; Ascomycota; Eurotiomycetes; Chaetothyriales; Herpotrichiellaceae.